Molecule: messenger RNA, 1931 nt
Organism: Canis lupus familiaris (dog)
Lineage: Eukaryota; Metazoa; Chordata; Mammalia; Carnivora; Canidae
Gene: AGPAT4
Product: 1-acylglycerol-3-phosphate O-acyltransferase 4
Exons: 9
Coding region: 328-1464 (378 amino acids)
Cellular component (GO): mitochondrial outer membrane; endomembrane system
Molecular function (GO): 1-acylglycerol-3-phosphate O-acyltransferase activity
Source: RefSeq, a predicted model, not a curated record
UUUCUUUCCAGUGUUGGCUGACUUACAGCUCCUAUAAACUAGUGGCAAUUUCUGCACCCCCAGCCUGCUCCCUUUCAGUUUCUGAUUUCUAAGUCCAUGUGCCAGGGGCCGCCAGAAAGGAGGUAUGUGCCGUUCGUGCUGUUUGCAGGCGACUUCACCCCUGGGCGUGGCGGAUGCGUGUGGGUCUCUCUCUGUCCCUGUCCUCUCCUCGGCUGGACCUCACUAAAACCUCUGGAAGGGACACUUUCCUGGGUGCCGGACUGUUUUCUCCUCUGGAAGUAUUCUCCUGCGAGUAUUUAUUUGUUUGAAUAAAAGCAACCACACACCAUGGACCUCGUCGGGUUGCUGAAGUCCCAAUUCCUGUGCCAUCUCGUCUUCUGUUACGUGUUUAUCGCCUCGGGGCUAAUAAUAAACACCAUUCAGCUCUUCACUCUCCUUCUCUGGCCAAUUAACAAGCAGCUCUUCAGAAAGAUCAACUGCCGACUAUCUUACUGUGUCUCCAGCCAGCUGGUGAUGUUGCUGGAGUGGUGGUCGGGCACGGAGUGCGUCAUCCACACAGACCCCCAGGCCUACCCCAAGUAUGGAAAGGAAAAUGCCAUUGUGGUUCUGAACCACAAGUUUGAGAUUGACUUUCUCUGUGGUUGGAGCCUGGCCGAACGCUUUGGGGUGUUAGGGGGCUCCAAAGUCCUGGCCAAGAAGGAGCUGGCCUACGUCCCCAUCAUCGGCUGGAUGUGGUACUUCACCGAGAUGGUCUUCUGCACGCGCAAGUGGGAACAAGACCGCAAGACCGUCUCGAAGAGCUUGCUGCACCUCCGGGAUUACCCUGAGAAGUAUUUCUUCCUGAUUCACUGUGAGGGCACUCGGUUCACGGAGAAGAAGCACCAGAUCAGCAUGCAGGUGGCCCAAGCCAAGGGGCUGCCCAGCCUCAAGUACCACCUGCUGCCGCGCACCAAAGGCUUCGCCAUCACCGUGAGGAGUUUGAGAAAUGUAGUUUCAGCUGUAUAUGACUGUACACUCAAUUUCAGAAAUAAUGAAAAUCCAACACUGUUGGGAGUCCUAAAUGGGAAGAAAUAUCACGCAGAUUUAUAUGUCAGGCGGAUCCCUCUAGAAGAAGUCCCAGAAGAUGAGGACGAGUGUUCAGCUUGGCUCCACAAGCUCUAUCAGGAGAAGGAUGCCUUCCAGGAGGAGUACUACAGGACGGGCACCUUCCCAGAGACACCCAUGGUACCUCCCCGGCGGCCCUGGACGCUCAUCAACUGGUUGUUCUGGGCCUCCCUACUGCUCUACCCUUUCUUCCGGUUCCUCAUCAACAUGAUCAGCAGCGGGUCUUCCCUAACCCUGGCCAGCUUUGUCCUUGUCUUCUUUGUGGCUUCUAUGGGAGUUCGAUGGAUGAUUGGCGUGACAGAAAUCGACAAAGGCUCUGCCUACGGCAACAUCGACAGCAAGCAGAAACGGAGCGACUGACCCGACACAUUAGCGCCCAGAGGAGACCUUGGGGACUGGUGGACGCUGCCUGUCAUCCUUAGUGGGACCCAGGGACAAGCGGGGUGAGCCCCUGCUGGGAAGGCAGGGAGUUUGGUCUCAAUGCCAGAUGGGGAGGAAGAUGUUCUUAAAUCUUUUUUUCCCCAUAAUGCUUUAGUGGGUUUUGAUUUUCUUUUCGUGUGAGUGUGUGUGUGAGUGUGUAUGUGUGUGUCAGGGAAAGAAUACCUAUGUGAGAAUAACGUGCAGUUGAGUGCCAGCCUUAUUUUGUGAUCAUUCAGAGGGGAUCUGAGGCACAGGGGGAGGGCAGGGACGGGGAACAGAGGAUUCCCCUUCAUUCUUUGGUGCUGAGUCUUCUGUACUGGAUUGCAAGAGAUUGAAAGGCGCUUAGGUAAGAUGACUAAAUUAUGCCUCCAAAAACAAUUAAAGUGUUUGGCUCCCUGUGCUAUGUG